Molecule: messenger RNA, 940 nt
Organism: Elaeis guineensis (African oil palm)
Lineage: Eukaryota; Viridiplantae; Streptophyta; Magnoliopsida; Arecales; Arecaceae
Product: vacuolar iron transporter homolog 2-like
Biological process (GO): intracellular manganese ion homeostasis
Molecular function (GO): manganese ion transmembrane transporter activity
Source: RefSeq, a predicted model, not a curated record
CUCCAUCCACGCACCCCCCAACACCGAGCCAUCUUGAGCUCUCCUCUCCUCUCCCCUCCCCUCCUCUCUUUCUAGGCCUGCAGCCAUGUCGUUCUGUCCCAGCUCCCACAUCCAUGCAACCCCCUCCACACCUCCUCCAAAUCCCAAGAAUGAUCCCUGCACCCAAAUCACCCUUCCAUCCCAACUCCAAGACCCUGAAUCCAACCAAAAACCUGUUCCCAUAGACUACUCGGCUCGAUCCCAGUGGCUCCGUGCCGCCGUCCUCGGAGCCAACGACGGCCUUGUCUCGGUAGCCUCCCUGAUGAUCGGCGUAGGGGCCGUGAACCAGACUGCGAAGGCCAUGCUCGUCUCGGGCCUCGCCGGCCUCGUCGCAGGGGCUUGCAGCAUGGCCAUCGGCGAGUUCGUCUCGGUCUAUGCUCAAUACGAUAUCGAGGUGGCCCAGAUGGAGCGGGCGACCCUCGAGAGCAGGGAAAGCAGCAACAAGGAGAAGGAGAGCUUGCCCAGCCCUCUGAUGGCUGCCGGGGCCUCGGCGUUGGCCUUCGCGGUGGGGGCCCUGUUGCCUUUGUUGGCAGGAGGGUUUAUAAAGUCGUGGGGUGUAAGGGUAGGGGUGGUGUGUGCUGUGAGUACGCUGGGGUUGGCAGGUUUCGGUGCGGCUGGGGCAGUCCUUGGUGGAGCCAACAUUUCCAAGUCCUCGCUGAGGGUGCUGGUUGGAGGAUGGUUGGCUAUGUUGGUCACCUAUGGAGUUCUUAGGCUCUUUGGGCUUGUUUUCAAGAUGCAUGUGUCCUCAGCUUAGGUUGCUUUUUGCUUAAGAAAUUUAGAUUCCUAUGUUUGGGGAAAGUUAUAUUCUUAGGUUGGAUUCUCCUAGAAGUGGAGGGGGAGAAGCUGUACUUGAAUGUUAGCAUCUUUUAUUUAGCUUUUUUAAGAUACAAAAUGGCUCUAA